GCAUUAGCAAAUUCAAUGUGUUGUGUGAAAGUAAUAUGAAGAAAUGUAAUAAAGUAAAAGGCGAGAACAAAUCUAUCACAGUGAAUAAUCUAAAGUAGAAUUUUAGUGUCGAGAUCUUAAGACUAUAAAGUGAAAGAGAGAGAGACAGAGAGAGAGAGAGAGAGAGAGAGAGAGAGAGAUCCUAUUCCUCCCACUAGCACACUGGAUUUCACAUCUACAUUGGUUGCAGGGCAAGGGGACCCCAGCCACACCCCCUGACUAUAAAUCCGAGGCAUAAGGAAACACUCGGCUAAAAUCACAUGUGUGGAGGAUCUGGAGCUCACACACUCAUUCACUCCGAUACACAUGCACAUGAGUGAGGAAGCUCCUUGGCAUGCUGUUAUUCUAAAUAAUAGAUGACGGUAAAGAGAAGUUUUUUAUGAAUGAGUCAGAAGUGACUUGGUCAAGCAUUGCAGGAUUGGCCAAGAACGUAGUUGAAUUCCUAAAGGACUGUGUUGGCUGUAUUGCCAGACAGGAGCAGCUUCCAGUUUGUAUGUGGACUCAAGAAAGACCAGAGAGUGUCCACGUGCAUUUGAAGUCUAGGGAAGUCAUCCCUGUGUUUCUAUCGACCAGGCAGAAUCGAAAUUUGGAUUCCUCUGCUCACGAGCAAAGAGCAGGAUCCAGGGUCCAGUGAGGUGCUGAGCAUGUCUUUCGCCAUGGUACGACCAACACCGGGUCACUUCCUGUGCUCUGAGAUCAGGACGCUUUCGGAGGACGACGACAACGGCAGCGAAGGAUCUGGGUCUGACGAUAAAUCCUUUAGCAUGGCUUCCCACGGCUACAACGGCUUUAAACUGGGCGCUCGCAAAAAAAGGUACGGCUGUCGAGCUGCGGCAGUCACCACAGAGGUCCAUUCACCGCUUCCUGAAGGACGGCCGAGGAACGUCGCAAAUGCCCGGGAACGAGAUCGCACGAAUAGCGUUAAUACAGCAUUUACCGCUCUGAGGACAAUGAUACCAACCGAACCAGCUGACAGGAAACUGUCUAAGAUUGAGACGUUGCGACUGGCGUCCAGUUACAUCUCUCACCUUGGAAACGUUCUGCUGGUUGGAGAUGAAUGUGGAGACGGCCAGCCCUGUCUCAGGAGCUCUCCAGGUUUAUAUCAUCAACACAACCACCACCAGAAAAACACAACACCCAGCCCAGACUCAGAAAACUCCCAGCCCAGACAAAUCUGCACCUUCUGCCUCAGUAACCAGAGACGACUGAACAAAGGCCGAGAAAGAAAAACAGCCUUAAGGAGUUAAUGAAGAGGAUCAGUUCCUUCUGACUGAACUGCACAUCCAUUGUAAAUUUGCUGUAUGUAAGCCGUGUAAAGGCUAAGUGAACGUAACUCUCUUAAUCCAGUUACAGCAAUAUAAACUUCCUAGUGGAUUGCAUCAUUAUGGACACCUACAGUGCCUUUCAGCAAUUCAAUAUGUAGAAGCAAUAAGCUAUGUUACUUUUAUCAUAAUCACUUUUUUUGACUUGAUUUUUGUAUUGAAAUGGACAAAAGGUGUAC
Misgurnus anguillicaudatus (oriental weatherfish) is the source of this 1540-nucleotide messenger RNA. It is a transcript of the gene scxb, whose product is annotated as scleraxis bHLH transcription factor b. Gene Ontology annotation, molecular function: protein dimerization activity; RNA polymerase II transcription regulatory region sequence-specific DNA binding; DNA-binding transcription factor activity, RNA polymerase II-specific. The record is from RefSeq and is a predicted model, not a curated record. NCBI's taxonomy places the organism in Eukaryota, Metazoa, Chordata, Actinopteri, Cypriniformes, Cobitidae. Gene Ontology annotation, biological process: developmental process; regulation of transcription by RNA polymerase II.